This is a messenger RNA of Medicago truncatula (barrel medic), 728 nucleotides long. Its product is annotated as 40S ribosomal protein S19-3. Gene Ontology annotation, cellular component: ribosome; cytosolic small ribosomal subunit. Bases 91 to 522 code for a protein of 143 amino acids. The record is from RefSeq and is a predicted model, not a curated record. The transcript has 4 exons. Gene Ontology annotation, biological process: translation; ribosomal small subunit assembly. Gene Ontology annotation, molecular function: RNA binding; structural constituent of ribosome. Lineage: Eukaryota; Viridiplantae; Streptophyta; Magnoliopsida; Fabales; Fabaceae.
AUCACAUUUCAGAAACCCUAAUUCAGUUGUGCUUUGUGAGUAGAGGGAGAGAGAGAGAGAAGCUCGAGCAAGCAAAGCAGCGGCACAACCAUGGCUACCGCAAGGACUGUUCAAGAUGUUUCUUCACACGAGUUUGUCAAAGCUUACUCUGCUCAUCUCAAAAGAUCUGGCAAGAUGGAGCUUCCAGAAUGGACCGAUAUUGUGAAGACUGCAAGGUUUAAGGAGUUGGCACCUUAUGAUCCUGACUGGUACUAUGUCAGAGCUGCUUCCAUUGCAAGGAAGAUCUACUUGAGGGGUGGACUCGGUGUUGGUGCAUUCCAGAGGAUUUAUGGUGGAAGUCAGAGGAAUGGCAGUCGCCCACCUCAUUUCUGCAAGAGCAGUGGUUCCAUUGCUCGCCACAUUCUUCAACAGUUGCAGAACAUGAACCUUAUUGAGAUGGACACCAAGGGUGGCAGGAAGAUCACUUCCAGUGGAAGGAGGGAUUUGGACCAAGUUGCUGGACGUAUUGUUAUUGCUCCUUGAUCUGUAAACUGCUUCUAGGUUGAGUUUUGUGUUUUGAGAUAUGUGAUGAUAACAAAGAUAAUGUGCAAUUUUGAUUUUAGUCAUUGAGUGGCUUAUGUAUUAGACUUGUUCAAUGCUAUGUUGCUUUUUAGUCUUUUAGUUUGUCUUAUCACAUUUUAUUCACUGGAUUUUUUUGGAAUUUCACUCUUAAAAUUCUUGUCUGUUAA